CGUUCUCCGUUGCUAUUGUUUCACGGUAAAUAUGACGGUGGCACCGAGACCAUCGAUUGAGACCUAACCACAUCGAACUUGGGCUAAAUUAUUUCCGAGCAGGAUAAGAGACUUCGGGAAACGCCAUGGCGGACGAUUCGUUCGAAAACUUAAAAGAGCAUGCGUUUCAUCCGGCGGAUCCACCGCAUGGCUUGCGAAACUACGAUAUUGGGAGUCUCAAACCAGACCAGCAGAAAACUCUGAAUAAAAUGAAAAUGAUUCACCGUAUAGAAAAUGAAAAAUAUUUCAAAGCUCACCCAGAAAUCAGGGGGCUCAUCUCCAUAUUAUUGAGGCAAGUUUUUCAAUUUCUACAUCGUUCUGUGGAGUUGCCCUCCCUUAAAGAAAAACUCUUUCGUUCAUUGACGGAACGGGAAAUACGCGUUUACAAAUGCAAAUAUCUCCGGCUGAUCAUUUCUUUUGCUUUCCCUGCAUCAUCCAGACAUAUUUUGACGAAGCAACCUUCUUCUAACGUGCACGAGAUCGCUGGAGCCUUCUUCACCCGACCGAGAGGCAAAAUAGUUAAGGAACUGAUGGACUACUUGGCGGACAAAUGCCAUUCGGAACCGAUAAUGGAUGCGCUGCGAAAAGAAAUGACGAAAAGACACGAUGUUCCUGAGAGAAGAAAUUCGACCGACAUGGACGAAAGUGUCGAAGCUGAUCAAAAAUUUUCGUCGACUUCAUCCGAACUACUUAAGGAGUAGAUGUGCACUAAAGUCGCGGACAGACACUCGGACGAAUUUAUCAUCCGCGAUAGAAAUGUUUAUCGCUCGGUCGGAAAGACUAUCGGUGUAGACCGCAGCCGCGUGUAUGAUACGAGACGAUGAUAAAAGGUGUAUUAAAAAUAAUCUAAUCUCGUUGCCUGAUCUUGUACAAUGCGGUCCGGCAGCAUAUCUCGUGCUAAAUGGACUGGCGUUUUCUGACAAAGAUGACUCACUGACCUCAGCGCGUCGGCGCCACAGAAGCCGACGUGGGUGAAAGAUUAUGCAAAUCAUGUAUUAUUAAUUACUGGUCAGUGAUGAUCUUCAUCAGCUGCAGACCCUGGCCCUUAUAUGGUUCCAGCCAAGCGGCUCUGGUAAAAUGUAUCACGGUUAUCAAU
Athalia rosae (coleseed sawfly) is the source of this 1135-nucleotide messenger RNA. RefSeq lists its product as uncharacterized. The record is from RefSeq and is a predicted model, not a curated record. The transcript has 2 exons. Lineage: Eukaryota; Metazoa; Arthropoda; Insecta; Hymenoptera; Athaliidae. Bases 126 to 740 code for a protein of 204 amino acids.